CCUUACCCAGCUCCCCCGUUACCCGCGACCUCUGCCGUGUUUCCGCGGUCAUGGCCUGGUGAGCGUGUAACGCGUUUUCAGGAGGCUGCUGGGCGGAACGGUUCGCGACUAACUUAUCCGAUCUCUUCCGUAGCCCUGGACUCGGCUCGCCUUGCCGUCGGGAGCGUGCCACGGCUUCCAAUAUCAUUGUACUGUAUACAUGGGACUUGAAGGUCGGGUGAAGAAGAGCUCGAUCGUGGUCUCAUUGGUCGCCUCGUCAACGCUAUACGCCUUCGGGAGACGCCAUCUCCAUCCUAGAACAUCGUCCUAUGCUAUCAUUCCUGUGGACGGGAUCGAGACUUCUAUAUCACGAACAAUAACUGACCUUUGUCGCUGUCCAUCAAUUCCUCGAGACAAUCCUCUCCUGGAGCUCGACGUCCCUUCAACCUCGUUUCAGAAGCCUUAUCCGCCUUCUAAAGGUUGGACCCGUGCGACCUCGCAAGCUUUGUGCAGUCUUUACGAGUCAAUCACUUCCUAAACCCUCCCUUCCAGAGCCGUAGGCGUCUCCUGCCCCUGGACCGAGCUGGCACGCCAUGACGAAGCAGUGGGAUAAAUACCGAGAGAUCAUCAUUGCCGAGUACAGAGAUCAGAACAAGCCUCUCCACGAGGUCCGGCGAUUCAUGAUGGAGAAGCACGGCUUCAGAGCGUCGUAUGUGCAGCCUCCUUUAUGUUGGCUUCGCGUCGCUUCUUCCGCCAAGCGCCCACACCUGCUGGGCGCAGGGGAUGCUGGGACAAAAUGGAUCUCGAACACAUCCCGCAAGCGUAUUGCUCUGUGAUG
Molecule: messenger RNA, 817 nt
Organism: Thermothelomyces thermophilus ATCC 42464
Lineage: Eukaryota; Fungi; Ascomycota; Sordariomycetes; Sordariales; Chaetomiaceae
Exons: 1
Coding region: 573-815 (80 amino acids)
Source: RefSeq, a predicted model, not a curated record